Microdochium trichocladiopsis is the source of this 2148-nucleotide messenger RNA. RefSeq names its product branched-chain alpha-ketoacid dehydrogenase. Gene Ontology annotation, cellular component: mitochondrion. The coding region runs from base 315 to 1736 and encodes 473 amino acids. The transcript is spliced from 2 exons. NCBI's taxonomy places the organism in Eukaryota, Fungi, Ascomycota, Sordariomycetes, Xylariales, Microdochiaceae. Gene Ontology annotation, biological process: protein phosphorylation; regulation of glucose metabolic process. The record is from RefSeq and is a predicted model, not a curated record. Gene Ontology annotation, molecular function: pyruvate dehydrogenase (acetyl-transferring) kinase activity.
GUUGGAUCGUCUGCUUUGCUUCUUCAUUGUGCGAUAUGGACGAGCGAACGUUCUGAGGAUCGUCAUCCUCUUGCAUCCUCCCAGCCCGGCCCAGGUACUUGAAGCUUCCACCCUCUGACUCGAUUCCGCCAGGGUCGACCCACCAGAGACCGCUCCCUGACCCUCCGGCCAUCGGUCUGACACUGACAUCCUCCAAAACCCCAGGCUCGCUCACAUGCCAACUACGGAUCAUCCGUCUUGAUAUUCUUUUCCACAACUCCCGCAGUCCCCUUCGCCAGCGCCCACUCGUGUCUGCUAAAUCACAACAUGCCGUCAUGAGGGGCCCAAGUUCCCCAUUGAGGUGCCUGGCCCUGCCCAGGGGCCUUUUCCAUCCGCAUGGCUCCAGCUUCUUCCGCCAGUGGCCUCGCCGCUUCAUGGCCACCUCCCACGCCACCGGCACGUCGCCCUCUGCCCACGAGUGGUCACAUCCUCCCACCACCGCAGCCGUCACGGACGAGGAGAUUGCCAACCUCACCAGCAAGCGUCAGCACGCUCUCAGCCUGGCAGACUUAGUCAAGCACGGUCGUCCACCCCUCUCGUCCGAGGCUCUCUUCUCCUCUGCCAACUUUACUCUUUCCCUUCUCCCGAUCCGCCUCGCCCACCGCAUACAGGCCCUGCGCAACUUGCCCUUCAUCGUCGUCUCCAACCCAAAUAUCAGCCGCAUCUACAACAACUACCUUCACUCCCUCUCCACGCUGCUCCCCUGGCAGCACCACACAAUCUCGAACCUCGACGACGAGAUUCGUUUCACCUCGGUCCUCGCGGACCUUGUCGCCACCCACCAGGACACCAUCCCCAUCCUCGCAAAAGGCUUUCUCGAGUGCCGCCGCUACAUCUCCCCCACAGAAGUCACCCGCUUCCUCGACACCCACCUCCGCACCCGGAUCGGCACCCGGCUCAUCGCGGAGCAGCACAUUGCCCUGCACUACAGCAGCGUGCCGCACUUUGACCCCUCUGCCAGCCCGACCCCGUGCCCAGAGCACCCGAGCUAUGUCGGUGUCAUCGACACGGCGCUCUGCCCCGCGCAGGUCGUCGAGUCGUGCGCCCAGUUCGUCGCCGAGAUCUGCGAGCUCAAGUACGGCGUGCGGCCCAAGUGGAUCAUCGACGGCGAGCCAAACACCACUUUCGCCUUUGUGCCCAUGCACCUCGAGUACAUUGUCACCGAGCUGCUCAAGAACGCCUUCCGCGCCACGGUCGAGAGCAGGCACAGCAAGGAGCCCAUAGUCAUCACCAUCGCCCCGGAGCCCGCCGACACCGAAGACGGCAACGGCGACGGCAGCGACGCCUCCGGCUCCGCCACGGGGAAAGUGACCCUCCCGCCUUCCGAGACGGACAGGGGCGCCUUCCGGUCAGAAGACAUCUCCCCGCUCGAUGACAACGCGCCGGGCGUGACGAUCCGCAUCCGCGACCGGGGCGGCGGCGUGAGCCCCGAGGUCCUGCCCAACAUCUGGAGCUACAGCUUCACCACUUUCAGCGAGGAGGACGAGAUCCCCGGCAUCAGCUACGGCACCCAGGACGCCCUGUCGGUGAUAUCCGCAGCGAGCGGCGGCGGCAGCUCCAUCGCCGGGCUGGGCUACGGAUUGCCCCUGAGCAGAGCCUACGCAGAGUACUUUGGCGGCGGCAUCGGCAUGCAAAGCCUGUAUGGCUGGGGCGCCGACGUAUAUCUCCGGCUCAAGGGUGUCGGGAGUAUAAGAUGAAGCUGUCUUGGUUCACAUCCUGCUCUUUAUUUUCAAUGAAAGAAAGAAGAAAGAAAACGGGAAUGGCGCGAGAGUUUAUGCCGGAGUUUGGGUCAUGAUUGUAUGUUGCACUGUGUCUUUCCAUCAGGUAGGUACGCGGUUUUCGAAUGUUAAAAAUGAGUCAAUGGGGCUUGCUUGCAUCAGGUCGACUGCAGUUACAGCCAUACGUGUCGAAUCUGCAGAUGCCAAGAGCAGGCGUCGUUAACACUAAGGUUGCUAUUGGCUUUGCUGUCCUACCAAGCAGCACACUGUGUAAUGCGCACAGCCCGAGAAUGAGCUCGGAUUGCGUCUAGCAUGACGAUUCGGGCACGGCUUGCAGGGUCAUGGGAGCACGACCAAAUCACUCAAGGUUACGGGAGCUGCGAAGAAUGCA